AUGGAGGCGGCGGCGGCGGCGGCCGGCGUGGAGCUCGGCUCCUCGAAGCCCCAGAUCGCGACGCAGGCGGAGAUGGCGGAGGCCCGGGUGCCGCUCGCCUACCGCGAUCAGUGCGCGCACCUCCUCAUCCCGCUCAACAAGUGCCGCGUCGCUGAGUUCUACCUCCCCUGGAAGUGCGAGCCCGAGCGCCACGCCUACGAGAAGUGCGAGUACGAGCUCGUCAUGGAGCGGAUGCUCAAGAUGCAAAAAGAUCCGCGAGGCGCAGGAGGCCAAGGUCAAGGGCGGCGCCUCCAUUGGCCUCAUCCCUGCCACCGCAAAGCUCGCCUGAUGCGGCCCCGGCCCGAUCCGUUUGAUUUAGGUGAGCUCCGACUCCGUCACGCCGUUUUGAAUUUCUUUUCUUCGGGAUUUAGCUCGGCUGCUGUGACUGAGUUCGUGAUUUGGAUGUGA
Messenger RNA from Miscanthus lutarioriparius, 447 nucleotides. Lineage: Eukaryota; Viridiplantae; Streptophyta; Magnoliopsida; Poales; Poaceae. The record is from the annotation of a GenBank genome assembly.